Molecule: messenger RNA, 1228 nt
Organism: Passer domesticus (house sparrow)
Lineage: Eukaryota; Metazoa; Chordata; Aves; Passeriformes; Passeridae
Product: erythroblast NAD(P)(+)--arginine ADP-ribosyltransferase-like
Exons: 2
Coding region: 137-1033 (298 amino acids)
Molecular function (GO): NAD+ poly-ADP-ribosyltransferase activity; NAD+-protein-arginine ADP-ribosyltransferase activity
Source: RefSeq, a predicted model, not a curated record
AGUAAUCCCAGGAUUCAGGAUCAGGGACCCCAGACAUGCCCAGGAGUCUGCUAGCCAGGAGUACCUCCCUUCCCCCUGGUAUGACCCCACUCUCCUGCCCAGUCCCUCACUGAGGAACUUUCCCCAUGUCUCCUUCAUGUCCCCUCUCUGUCCCCUCAAUGUCUCCAGUGUCCCACACUGGUCCCUGUGGCCUCUCCUCUCCAUGGCGCCCCUGGCUCAGACCCUGGCACUGCUGGCAAUGACCAUGGCUACUGUGGCCAUCCAGGUGAUCCCCCUGGACAUGGCCCAGGACUCCUUCGAUGACCAGUACCAGGGCUGCAGCCCUGCCAUGACAGCAGAAUUACCGGCCCUCCACUCCUACGAGUUCCAUCAGAACAAGAAGUUUGCCGAGGCUUGGGCAAGGGCAAAGGCCAAGUGGCAGAGUCGGGGGUCCCCUACAUCCCCUCUGUCCCCAGAACAGGCCACUGCCAUCAUGACCUUGACAAUGGGUGGCCUGUCCGAUAUGUUCAAUGAUGCUGUACGUGUGGCCGGGCGCUCCCGCCAGGAAUAUUGGUACAAUUUCCACUUCAAAACGCUGCAUUUCCUGCUGACCGAUGCCCUGGCGACGCUGAGGGAUGCUCAGAAAGGGCAGUGUCUCGACGUGUUCCUGUGGAUGUGUGGGCCCCGGUUUGACACGCAGCAUGGUGACAUCGUCCGGUUCGGUCAAUUCAUGUCAUCGUUCCUGAGCAAACCAAGUGGGCAGUGCUCCGAUCUCAUGUUAGUCGAGCUGCACACGUGCCAUGGCGUGGAAAUCCAGUUUUUUACUGAACAUCCAGGAGAGGGGGUGGUGCUGAUCCCACCCUUCGAGACCUUCAAGGUCACCCAAGUCACCCGGGAACGGGACAAGACACAGAUCCAGCUCCGCUCCACCGGGACCUUCAGCAACUACAACUGCGAGUGGCUGCGAGGUGGGACAAUUGCCAGGGCUUCCUUCCACCUCGGAGGGCUCCUCCUGACCACCACAGCCUUGGCAGUGGCCACUGGGAUCCUCUGAGCCACGAGGCCACCAAGAUCAGCGAGGUCACUGUGGUCCCUGUGGCAGCCAUGGCUGCAAUGACCACCAUGACUCCCUGAGCCACAAGGCUGCCACAGCCACAGUGACCAGUGUGGCCACCAAGGCCAUUGUGCAAAGCAAUUCUAUUAAUCUAUGCUACCAUAACAAUUCCAUUAAAUAAAUCUGACAAAGCUA